Messenger RNA from Hemicordylus capensis (graceful crag lizard), 2266 nucleotides. Its product is annotated as zinc finger protein 182-like. The record is from RefSeq and is a predicted model, not a curated record. Bases 657 to 1946 code for a protein of 429 amino acids. Lineage: Eukaryota; Metazoa; Chordata; Lepidosauria; Squamata; Cordylidae. The transcript is spliced from 3 exons.
AGGGAUUUGGGGAUCCUGAGAAUAGCCUGAAAGUGUUGCAUGAGGAGCAGCUGAGGAGGAGGAGGAGUGAAGGGCUUGGAAAGGAGGCAGAGCUUGCAGGAGGCUGCAGAAGCCGACUGGGCCUAAUAACGAACAGGACUUUCCUGAGUCUUCAGGGGCAUCAUUGAGUCUGCAGCAGGGUGCAAGAGGACGGCGCUGCCUGAAGGACUGAACGUGUUCUUACACACACCCCGUGCCAGCCUGAAGGACUCUGGGCUGCUGCAUGCUUUGGCUAAAGAGCAAGAUUGGCCCCAAAGCUCUCAGCAACCAGUGAGUGUUGAGCUGGGGAAGAGGAAAGUUUCUCCUUGCCAUUCAGAUUGAACUUCUUUCCUUUCUACUCCUGUUUGCAAGGAGACCAAAGGGCCAGUUCAGAGGAUACUUUUCAAGGUAAAUGUUGGGAGAGGAAGAAUGAUAGAAACCCAAUGGAUGGAACUGCUCGAUGGGGAAAAAGGAAACAAGAGAGACUAAAAACUGGAGAAAACUGGGAGAAGAGGAAUGAAUUCAAUGCUUUUCAGCAUGUAAUCCAGCAAAUAAUACAGCAAGCAGGGGAAAGAAGCCUGUGUCCUCCGUGUAGGAAAAUCUCCUCUACUGAACCCAGCUUUCAAUCUUAGAAGGAAAUGAACGCAAGGAAGAAACCACAUAAAUGCCUGGAAUGUGGAAAGAGCUUCAGCACACGUGGAGAAUUUACUAUACACCACAGAACCCACACUAGGGAAAAACCACAUAAAUGCUUGGAGUGUGGAAAGAGCUUCAGCACAAGUGCACAUCUUAUUAUACACCAUAGAACCCACACUGGGGAGAAACCACAUAAAUGCCUGGAGUGUGGAAAGAGCUUCAGCCAGAGAGCACAUCUUACUGUACACUGUAGAACCCACACUGGGGAGAAACCACAUAAAUGCCCAGAGUGUGGAAAGAGCUUCAGUACAAGUGGAGAACUUAUUGUACACCACAGAACCCACACUGGGGAGAAACCACAUAAAUGCCUGGAGUGUGGAAAGAGCUUCAGUACAAGUGGAGAACUUAUUGUACACCACAGAACCCACACUGGGGAGAAACCACAUAAAUGCCUGGAGUGUGGAAAGAGCUUCAGCCGGAGAUCAAAUCUUAUUAUACACCAUAGAACCCACACUGGGGAGAAACCACAUAAAUGCCUGGAGUGUGGAAAGAGCUUCAGCCAGAGAUCACAUCUUAUUGUACACCAUAGAACUCACACUGGGGAGAAACCACAUAAAUGCCUGGAGUGUAGAAAGAGCUUCAGCACAAGUACAGAUCUUAUUAUACACCAUAGAACCCACACUGGGGAGAAACCACAUAAAUGCCUGGAGUGUGGAAAGAGCUUCAGCACAAGUACAGAUCUUAUUAUACACCAUAGAACCCACACUGGGGAGAAGCCACAUAAAUGCCUGGAGUGUGGAAAGAGCUUCAGCACAAGUAUAAAACUUACUAUACACCACAGAACCCACACUGGAGAAAAACCACAUAAAUGCCUGGAGUGUGGAAAGAGCUUCAGCACAAGUUCACAUCUUAUUGUACACCAUAGAACCCACACUGGGGAGAAACCACAUAAAUGCCUGGAGUGUGGAAAGAGCUUCAGCACAAGUACAAAUCUUAUUGUACACCAUAGAACCCACACUGGGGAGAAAUCACAUAAAUGCCUGGAGUGUGGAAAGAGCUUCAACCAGAGAGCACAUCUUAUUGUACACCACAGAACCCACACUGGGGAGAAGCCACAUAAAUGCCUGGAGUGUGGAAAGAGCUUCAGCACUAGUACACAUCUUACUCUACACCACAGAACUCACACUGGGGAGAAACCACAUAAAUGUUUGGAUUGUGGAAAGUGCUUCAGAACAAGUGGAUAUCUUAUUAAACAUAACAGAACCCACACUGGGGAGAAACCACAUAAAUAGUGUGGAAAGAGCUUCAGCCGGAUUGGAAAUCUGCAAACACACCAUGGAUUCCACACUGGGGAGAAACCACAUACAUGCUUGGAGUGUGGAAAAUGCUUCAGCCAGAGAGCACAUCUUACUGUACACCAUAGAACCCACUAGGGAUGUUCAUGAACCAGUCCGGAGGCCAUUCUAGAGGUGGUGCUUCAAAGGUGGUGCUAGCUCAAAGAUUCAGCGCCGGUGGUGUGGUAGUUCUUUAAGGUGAGUGGAGGGUGCACUUACCCCUCCCUCCACUUCCCCCCCUCUGGUCCUCCAUUUUUAGCAAAAACACAUGGAGCAGC